GUAUCCUGUGUCAACUAUGUUUUAAUGGAUGCUGCCGAAGAAAAUGGAUAUUUGUUGUGUUAUUUUUCCAUUGUUAUUAAUCGUUUCCUGUGGGUUUGAUAUCACAACAGGGCUGAAAUGCUACUGCUCCGAUUGUCCAAAUAGUGAGUGUGACGCGGGCGAAGGAGGAAGAUGCGUCACAUCAAUCACAAAGAUGGGCGGGACUCGGGAGGACAAGAUACGUUACAGAUGUCUGAAAGAGGAAAAGAUCUAUAUCCGAGUCCAAGAAGGGAAGAUGCAGGGUGACACCCCACACUGUAUGGUGUCUGCCAAAAAAGAGGAUGUUAACUACAUUAUCUGUUGUUCGGGUCCAGACCUAUGUAACCAACACCUGAGGCCGACCUAUGCACCUGCCACAGUUACCCCAGGAGAUGAAAAUUCGGAGUCCAAGUUGCAGUUUGGUACGACAGAGCUCGUCAUUCUCAUCGCCUGCCCUGUUCUAAUUGUCUCCAUCCUCUUCAUGGUCCUGUUCUUCGCCUACCAUCAGUGCCAGCGCAACCGCCACGGUUACCAGCUGCCGAACGACGCAUCACAGGAGACGAUGCCUUUUGUGCAGCAGGGUCAAUCGAGCAGCACACUGCGUGAAAUGAUGUAUGAAUAUUCUGGGUCUGGCUCAGGUCUGCCAUUACUGGUACAACGGACAAUUGCCCGACAGAUCCAGGUCCGGGAGACUAUUGGCAAGGGCCGCUACGGUGAGGUGUAUAGGGGGCGCUGGCGAGGGGAGAAUGUGGCUGUGAAGAUCUUUCCGUCACGGGAGGAGAGGUCUUGGUUCAGAGAGGCGGAGAUCUACCAGACUGUCAUGUUACGUCACGAAAAUAUUCUCGGCUUUAUUGCGGCCGACAACAAAGAUAACGGAACAUGGACACAGCUGUGGCUCAUUACUGACUACCACGAGAACGGCUCACUAUUCGACUACCUCAACCGUACUGUGCUCAGCAUCUCCGGCAUGCUCAAGCUCUCCCUGUCUGCCUCGUGUGGCCUCGCCCACCUCCACAUGGAGAUCAUUGGAACAGAAGUUCAUGCCGGGAAGCCGGCCAUAGCUCACAGGGAUCUUAAAAGUAAAAAUAUUCUGGUGAAAAACAAUGGUACUUGUUGUAUAGCUGACCUAGGUUUGGCUGUGAGACAUGAUAUAGCUACAGAUUCUGUGGACAUUGCUCCUAACAAUCGUGUCGGCACGAAGCGAUACAUGGCCCCAGAAGUACUGGACGAAUCCAUCAACAUGACUCACUUCGAGUCAUUUAAGCGUGCAGAUGUUUAUGCCUUUGGUCUUGUUUUGUGGGAAAUUACAAGGAAAUGUUCCCUUGGAGGUAUUGUAGAGGAGUACCAACUGCCGUACUAUGACAUGGUACAAUCUGAUCCGAGUCUGGAGGAAAUGAGGAAGGUUGUUUGUGAAGAAAAACAUCGUCCGGCGGUCCCCAAUCGCUGGCACUCCCAUGAGUCGUUGAGGGUGAUGGCACGCCUGAUGAAGGAAUGUUGGUACCAUAAUGCUGCUGCUCGACUCACUACCCUUCGCAUCAAAAAGACGCUAGCCAGCAUUGCCAACCAGGAAGACAUGAAGAUAUAAAAUGUGAUAAUCCCCGUGUGAUAAGGGGAGGUAAUUCUGAUAUGGACAGUUCAUUAUCUCCCCUCCUGAGAUUCAAAGGAAGGGGAGGCAACUGAUAAAAGACAGAUUGAUAUUUUCCCUGAAUUAUUUUUUUUUAAUUAAAGGAUCAUAACUCUGAUAUCGUCACUCCAAUGUGACGUGGAAGAGGUGGCAACCUGAUUUUCGGAAGAUCAUCUUAACUGUAAGGAAGUCGGAGACCGAAGAUAACUAAGAUAUGAACAGCUUUAUGAAUUUCCAUUGUGACAUAUCGAAGAAAAGGGAGGAAACUCUUGUUUGUUUUUAUGGAUAUAAUCCAUAAUGUGUUACGUGUCUUCGUGUGGACAGAGGAAGGCAAUCACUUUUAAUAGGUUUAAUGUGAAUGGAGCAGAUGCCUGGUAACAUGUGUUUUGAAAUGUGUACGAGUGAAUGUGUGUAAGGUAAUUAAUGUAAGGAAGGCUGUUGAUGUACAUGAAGGAGCUGUCUGUAGAAUCAGUGAUAUUGCUGGUUAAUUGAAAUCAUUUAAUUUAAAAAUCAUGUCGGCAUUGAAUGAAGCAAAGCACACCAAUUCAAGUAGAAGAUAAUCAUAUGUUUGAGACUUGGAUCAAGGGAUUUCUGUCUUUUUUUGAUGUGACAUAGGAGGGCAUUACAUAAAAAAAUCUUCAAUUUUUGACCUGUGACCUGUGACCUGUUAAAGCUUUGUUGUGAGUCAGAAUGUAUUGUUAAAGCUUUACUUUAUCAGGUAGGAGAAGCGGGUUUGAACUCUUAGGUCAGGUCACACAAAAACAAGAAAGUGUUCAAUAAGAUUACUAGUGAUUACUGAGGGGAGGGGGGAUGGGGGGUGAUUAAGGUAAAAAGCACAUAACAUUGUGUUGUUUUCCAAAAAAAAAAGGAAAUAUAUUCUGUGCUACAAGUCAUUAUAUUUGAUUUUUGGUACUUUUCAGGAAUAUAACUGAGUAUAUAAUCAAAUUAUUUUUAUUCUGACUCCCUAAAAGACCCACAACCUGUAUUAUUUAAUCAUCUUUGUUAAAUGACCUUUGCUGUUGAUAAGACGUUAAACAAAAUAUAACCAAACCAAUCUAAAUAUAAAGAAAAUAAUUAAGAAAAUAAAUUUUCAAUGACUCUUUACAGUAAAAAAGUGUCAGGACCCGAUACUUAAAAGAAAAAAGGAAUUUGUUCAUGCAAUUGACGAGAAAUUAACACAUUUCCAAAUGUAAAUUAUUUGAAGGUGUUAAAUAAUUUCUAUUAUAAAUUGCUUUGAGUAACUUUUUAGUAAUAAAGCAUUCAUUCACUUGUGAUUUUGUGAAAUUUAGGAGAAUUUUUUAUUAAAGGUAAGAUUUUGGUUUUCAUUGAAACCAAUAAAGUCCUACAAUGGGCAUCCACGACCAAAGGGAAUGUUGGUUCUCUUGGCAAUCAUGUUUUUAGUGGUCAAUAUGUGAGGGUCCUGUUUUCAAGGGUACACAUUGGAGAUUUCAGUUUAUUGGUGCUCUGGUGGUAUUAAAAGAAUUGGUGUGAAGUAUGUCAUUGUGAGCAUUACUUUAUGGCACUAAAAAGGUGAAUUAUGGCCCUGUUUGGAUUGUAAACAUUUUGACAUGGCACUGUAGGAUGGCUCAAUCUUCUCUUGUUCAUCACUACAUCAUUAACUCAUUCACCCCUGAAAUUUCAUAAUGAACAUUUCCAACCUUUGAUUUGGAAGAGCUCAAAUGUGUCUUCAGGGGUGAAUGAGUUAAUUAGGGUUUGGAAAGGGUUACUGUCGAUCAUUUUAUAUUUGCAUGUACUUUAUUUUCAGAAAUAUGUCAAUAGCAUUUACCUGACAUUGAUAGGAUGCUGUUUGAAUAUCAGUCGCACAGUAAUACAUCUUUUGAAGUCAAAUUUAAAUUGGGGUCAAUGUCUUUUCUUGGUCACCAGUGAUUUUUAAGUACUCGGAUAUUUGAAUCCUUGACUCGUACUAUCCUUGUGAAACUCACCAAUUUUUUGAGGACGUGCUACAAUUCUUGAUGAUAGGACUCAUCAAAGUUUUGAAGAAAAAAACAUCCAAUUCUCACUAGAAAAGGUCUACAAAAAUCUCUAGGUCACAUAAUGGUGGGUUCCCAAGGAGACAGUGUUGAAAGUCUGGGCCUGGAUGAUACAAUUAAUGCAUGAUACAAUACAUAUUAUAAUACCUACUCGGAUACAUAUGUCUAUACUUUUACAGUAUAGCAAUAUAUAUAACAACACGUCUCCGAUCUCCAGGAAUCACUUAAACGUCUCAUAGAUGUGACAUGUCAUUGUAAGAAUGCUUUAAGCCUUAAUUCAGUGCAAUCUUGUUGAUAUAUGACGUCACUGAUCUCUAUAUGCUUGUGUCAUCAACAUUAAUCCAUACCAGGGCUAGAAAUUAAUUUUCAAAACUACUUGUCAGUUGGGCUACGUAGUUUCCAAUUUUACAACCCAAAUCUACGUGCAAAUUCCACAAACCAAAUAUUAUUCAACAUGAUAAGUAAUUUCAAAUUUUGACUUGACCAUUGGCCUAGUGGUUUUUUAGAAAUGACUAGUGGUUCUAAAAACCACUAAUCCAUCUGGAGAUUUCACCAAUCCCAGACUAUCAGGCUACCCAUAUUUUCUAGCCCUGCUUGCUUCAUGUAAGCGCUUUUUGAUGUCACCCAAACAGUGUCCCUGUAAGCGCUUUCCUGGAAGCUUGUAGUCUCUCCAUGUAAGCAUUUUGCAAACCUAUAUCCUCUCUAUGUGAGCAAAUUUUCAAUGCCUCCACUGUCUCCAUUAAGUUGCUGUGUGAAGCCUUCUACAGUAAGCCGUUAUGAUUUUGUCAUUCAAUCCCCAAAAAAAGAGGUUGGGAAUAGGCAAAGAGAUUAAUGUGAUUUCUUAAAUAACAUUUUUAUUAACAAAAAAGCUUUAUAGAAAUGGUUUACCUCCAAAAUUCAAAGAAAAAUGUUAAAUCUAUGUAAUCAACCCUGCAUUUUGUAAUGGGAUUUGAUCUUUUCAUUUGAUAACCUAAUUAGGCUACUCUUAGUGUUGAGUGUGUUACAGGAUGGGUGUGAAUAUUUCAUGAAUUGUUUUACAUGUUUGUGAAUCAUGUGAUAUCUUUAUUUCUAUAUCUCUAUAAUCUUUCUUACAUCAAUUUGUUUUAUAUCGCCUCUUUAUUUCUAUCUUCAUUAUUGUAUAAUUAAUUCACAGUGUAAAUUGUAUCUUUUAAAGAUUUUAAUUUUAAAAACAUUCGCUUUUAAAAUCAUUAUGCUGUACGAGAGUAUACGUUUAUUGCACCUUGUGUUCUUCAUGUUCGAGAUGUGCGUUGUUUGAACUUUCACACUGUAAUGUAUAUGAGACGAUGUUGCCUAGCUAAACAUUUCUCUUACUCUCUAAAUGUACGAGACCAUGUGUUGACAAUUAAACAUUCUCUAUAACUAUAAAUGUAUGAGAAGUGUUGACUUGCUAAACAGUUUUCUGUAUUGUUGUUUUAAGAGACAAUGUGUUGUGUAGCUUAACAUUUCUUUCCCAUUAUAACUGCAUGACAGUGCAUUGUGUGUAGAAUUGUUAAACAUUCUCCAUCUCUUUGAAAUAUACGAGUACUGGACCUUGACAGAAAUCUGAUCUGUUGGAUGGGCUAUUAUAGCUUAGAGCCUGUCUGACCAACUGACAGUCUACCUCAGAAUUCCAGAGGUUAGGUUGUCUUACGUUCUCAGCACCCCUGCAGUAUGUCAUAACAAAGUUAAAUACUCUUUAUGAAACAGCUUGGGGAUGAUACUGGGUUACAUUCGCGUAUCCCGGUUGAAACGGUUCAGGUUGCGCAGAAAUAUUCCACCAUAAACGAAUGCACUUUGACCAAACUAGGCAGAGCUAAAUAAAAUGCACAGUUUCGGAGAAUAAAUAACAAUAUAUCAAGAAUAUUGUGUCUUUCAUUCACACGUCCGCUCAAUCAUAUUACAUAUCUUAAAAUCUGCAUCUGGUUUGACAUUGUUUUAUAAAGAAAUAAUGCAGACUAGCAUUUCAGUUUCGGUCGGGCACAUGUGGACCCCUCAAUCUAUACGUACCGAAUAUUCCUGAGGUCAGCCUCGUUUCAGAUCUGCGCCUGUUGUCUUUACAGGUUCAACUGUUUCAACUGGUUGAACCUAUACACGAAAGGGGCCCAGGUAGACUAGUUUGUUCCUUUGAUGUACAUCCAAAGAGUUGUGUGGCAGGGAAAUAGUACAGUUGGCUGGCUUUAGAGUUAGGUGAAGCUCCUCUGUAACGUUAAUAGGAGUGGUAUCAGUAUUGUGAUUGGUCAGUUUUCUUUCCAGAAAAAACAUUCAAAUAGCUAACUACGUUCCUUCAAUUUUGUCACUACAUAAUCCAGGGAAGCAGAGAAUGUAAGCAAGAAAUGCACAUGGAAUUAUAAGGAUGACUGAUAGAUAAUACCAAUCCAUGAGUUAAAAUGAGCUAUAGCACUAGGCGAUGAUCAACUAUUAACAAAUUCAUCAUACUAUAUCUAGUGUUCUAACUGGAUAUGUUUAUUCACCUUGAUUAAUUACAAUGUCUAGUGUUCUACCUGCAAAUUUGUAAGUACAUUGAUUACUUGAUUGUAUAAAGGUAAAUUAUU
This is a messenger RNA of Mizuhopecten yessoensis (Yesso scallop), 6185 nucleotides long. Its product is annotated as TGF-beta receptor type-1-like. Gene Ontology annotation, molecular function: activin binding; activin receptor activity, type I; ATP binding. Lineage: Eukaryota; Metazoa; Mollusca; Bivalvia; Pectinida; Pectinidae. The transcript has 10 exons. Gene Ontology annotation, biological process: cellular response to growth factor stimulus; protein phosphorylation; nervous system development. Bases 29 to 1603 code for a protein of 524 amino acids. Gene Ontology annotation, cellular component: plasma membrane; activin receptor complex. The record is from RefSeq and is a predicted model, not a curated record.